This is a messenger RNA of Ipomoea nil (Japanese morning glory), 1340 nucleotides long. Its product is annotated as E3 ubiquitin-protein ligase SINAT5-like. Gene Ontology annotation, biological process: multicellular organism development; ubiquitin-dependent protein catabolic process. The record is from RefSeq and is a predicted model, not a curated record. The transcript is spliced from 4 exons. Gene Ontology annotation, molecular function: protein binding; zinc ion binding; ubiquitin protein ligase activity. Bases 221 to 1138 code for a protein of 305 amino acids. Gene Ontology annotation, cellular component: cytoplasm. Lineage: Eukaryota; Viridiplantae; Streptophyta; Magnoliopsida; Solanales; Convolvulaceae.
UUCCCAAAAUUUGGUAAUGGGUAGUUUUGGUUUUGUGAUUUAUUUGUGUUACCUGCUUUGAUUCUCUGAUCUUUCUAUUAGACUGAGGAUUUGGAGGGAGUGGAGACCUGAUUGAUAGAAACUGCUCAACAUAUUCUCCUUGCAGCUCUGUAUUUUGUUUACUUUUCCUCAUAGAAACUGGAAAUUUAAGCUAUUAGGACCGACCACUCUCAUAUUAGCUAUGGCGACUGGAAGUCUUUAUUUCGAUGACUUGCGAAGUAACUCUGAGGUCAUUGAUUCUCCCCAAACUAAAGACAUGAUGGAUGUGGGGGAACAUGUUAAUGAGACCACACCGAAUUCUUUAAAGCCUAAUCCAGCAGUCUCUAGUAGUGUGCGUGAGCUAUUGGAAUGCCCGGUGUGCCUAAAUGCUAUGUAUCCACCAAUUCAUCAGUGUUCCAAUGGUCAUACGUUAUGUUCGGGAUGCAAACCUCGGGUACACAACCGUUGCCCAACUUGCAGGCAUGAGCUUGGCAAUAUUAGAUGUCUCGCUUUGGAGAAGGUUGCUGCUUCUCUUGAGCUCCCGUGUAAAUAUCAGAACUUUGGGUGCGUGGGGAUCUAUCCAUAUUAUAGCAAGCUGAAGCACGAGUCCCAAUGUGCGUUCAGACCCUAUAAUUGUCCCUAUGCAGGGUCGGAAUGUUCGGUGGUUGGUGACACUCCCUACUUGGUAAAUCACUUGAAAGAUGAUCACAAGGUUGAUAUGCACGCUGGGAGUACUUUCAACCAUCGCUAUGUCAAAUCAAAUCCGCACGAGGUUGAGAACGCCACGUGGAUGCUCACGGUUUUCAGUUGCUUUGGGCAGUACUUCUGCCUGCAUUUCGAAGCAUUUCAGUUAGGGAUGGCACCAGUUUACAUAGCAUUCUUGCGAUUCAUGGGUGAUGACAACGAGGCUAAAAACUAUAGCUAUAGUCUCGAGGUUGGAGGGAACGGGAGAAAGAUGGUUUGGCAAGGGGUGCCGAGGAGUAUAAGGGACAGUCACCGAAAGGUUCGUGACAGUUUCGAUGGCCUCAUCAUUCAACGCAACAUGGCCCUCUUCUUCUCCGGUGGAGAUCGCAAAGAACUGAAGCUCAGAGUCACCGGUAGGAUAUGGAAAGAACAGUAGUGAUUGUGUCGUCUACUCGUCUCUAGAAUCUAGACAAAACUCUUUCAAUCCUAGGAUAGAAUUUGUUCAUUUGUUGCUCAAUGAAACUUUCUGGUCUUGUAUUUUUUGAACUUUCAGAAGCAAAUUCUGUUUGCUUGUCCACAAAAUACAUGACAGCCCAAGCUGCCUGGUUAAGCAAUAUAGUGUUUGAAUUACUCAGUUA